UAUAUUUGCAUAACCUAAAUUUCUCUCUUCGUCACUGAAUAUCGCCGGCAUUGAUUUCUUGUGUCAUCACUGAAAUCCAGAUAGCUCAACUAUGACUUCUGAUGCUGAUAAGGAGAACUGCCUUGGGUGGGCAGCAAGGGAUCCGUCCGGAUUUCUAUCACCUUACAAAUUUAGCCGCAGGGAUGUUGGAGUUGAUGAUGUUUCACUAACCAUCACCCACUGUGGCGUCUGUUACGCGGAUGUUGCAUGGACUAGGAAUGUACAAGGACACUCUAAGUAUCCUCUGGUACCUGGUCACGAGAUUGUUGGCAUUGUGAAAGAGGUCGGUUCAAAUGUUCAACGCUUCAAAACUGGGGAUCAUGUCGGUGUAGGUACUUAUGUAAACUCCUGCCGAGAGUGCGAGUAUUGUGAUGAUGGGCUUGAAACCCAAUGCUUAAAGGGAGCAGUAUUCACAUUUGAUGGUAUUGACACGGAUGGCACCGUGACUAAAGGAGGAUAUUCAUCAUUUAUUGUUGUUCACGAAAGAUAUUGCUAUACAAUACCAGAGAACUACCCAUUAUCUUUGGCAGCUCCUUUGCUAUGUGCUGGAAUCACGGUUUGGACCCCCAUGAUGCGCCAUAAUAUGAACCAGCCUGGUAAGUCUCUAGGAGUGAUUGGACUUGGUGGUCUUGGACACAUGGCAGUGAAGUUCGGGAAGUCAUUUGGAUUGAAGGUAACGGUUUUCAGCACUAGUUUGUCAAAGAAAGAUGAAGCAUUGAAUCUGCUAGGAGCUGAUAACUUCAUUAUCUCAAGCAAUGAUGCCGAGAUGAAGGCAAUGGAGAAGUCGCUCGACUUCAUAAUUAACACUGCUUCGGCGGAUAUCCCAUUUGAUCCAUACUUGGCUCUGUUGAAGAGUAGUGGUGUACUAGUCUUGGUGGGGUUCCCAAGUGAAGUGAAAUUCCAUCCUGCAAGCCUUAUUCUUGGCAUGAAAAGCAUAUCCGGGAGUGUGACGGGCGGCACGAAACAAACUCAGGAAAUGUUGUACUACUGUGCAGCCCAUAAGAUCUACCCCAACACAGAGAUUGUCCCGAUUCAGUAUGCAAACGAAGCUCUCGAGAGGUUAAUUAACAAGGAUGUCAAGUAUCGUUUCGUGAUCGAUAUUGCAAACUCCCUCAAGUAAGGGGUUGCAUAUCAUACAAGGGCUUGUUUGUUAGUAGUUUAAUGAGUUUAAUGGACUCACAACUUAUUCGGUCAACUAUACAUGACUAUUUGGUAGUGGCUUAAUGAUAUAGGAAGUGGCCUAUUUUGUAAUCUUCUUGGGAGAGCUUUAUGUAGAAAGUCAAGUUUUGUCCAAACUUGUCCCUUUCAAUUAAAUAACACACUCCU
Molecule: messenger RNA, 1365 nt
Organism: Cynara cardunculus var. scolymus (artichoke)
Lineage: Eukaryota; Viridiplantae; Streptophyta; Magnoliopsida; Asterales; Asteraceae
Product: probable cinnamyl alcohol dehydrogenase 1
Exons: 7
Coding region: 92-1159 (355 amino acids)
Molecular function (GO): oxidoreductase activity, acting on the CH-OH group of donors, NAD or NADP as acceptor; zinc ion binding
Source: RefSeq, a predicted model, not a curated record